CAACUAAAACCACGGUCUGUGGUUCAGGUGGGAAACAAAUUUACGCGACAAAAUUGUCAGUCAGUCACAGGGGUUAUUAAAUCCUUAUAUUCUCAUCACUUAAACGUAAGCAGACAAGUUAAAUCGGUUCUCCGGAUUAUCUUAAGAGGAGAUGGCGAAAGAGAAAAGCAAGAUCAACAGCAGUGAGGACUUAGCUGCACCGCAGCCUCGGUCACUCAGGUCAAGAAAGAGGAAGUGUCCAAGUGAUGAAAUUUCUCUAACCGAUGAUGUUCAAGCUCCACAUCAACAGGAGGCUGAAGAAGAUAACACAGCAGUGGUUUCCACACCACUACAGUGUCCCCGGUCUCCUGUGCAGGAAUGUGCUAAAAUUUCAAAUCAGCAGGAUCAGGGAUCAGAGCAGUCCUGUGCCACAAAACGGGAAAAAGAUGCAGGCUACUUUACAAAUGUGGAACUUACAGAGCAAGAUGUCACCAAUCCCCAAAACGAUUCUCAGCUGGAGGGCUUUCAAGUACUUACUGAAAAUGACACCAACAGGAGUGGAAUGAAUGAGGAGGAAAUAGGUUCAGAUGAAUGUCAGAGAUCACUGCAUCAAAUACGCACAGAUCAAGUCCAGGUCUUCUCCCCUAUCACCAAAGAAAGUGAUCAAUCCUGCACAACUGCUCUGAAUGCAAACGAGAACUCUGAUGUGGAGAGAAAUCAACAGACUGGCCCAGAAGAGUCCAUCAACGUGUGCGUGGAUGAUAUCAAAGACCUCAUAAAGGAGUCAACAGCAGGAUUACCGGCCAAGAAAAAGCGAAGGAUGGGCAUGUGUGGCCUGACAAAGAAGGAGCGGAGUCAUUUUUUACUGACACAGAAGCAUGAAAAUGGGCAGAACAGAGAGGAUAAGGUGGAGAAACCUGUUUGUGAUAACACAGCUGAACCUGUGGCUCUGGGAAAGAAUACUCCUCCAUCCAUCCCAGCCGAAGGGCAGAAUGUGGCGCUGAGUGAGGAAGUGCUAAAGCUUCAGUCCAGUCACUGUGAAGAGGAUGAAAAAGCAGAAAGGAAAGCCCAUGUUCCGGUCGGUCCUUCAGAUGGCUCCACUGCAGUGUGUGAUCCCGACUGCUCAGUGGGAAAAGGUUUCGAGUGUGAAGAUGGCUUUGUUACUGGUUCAGAGCCAGCUGGUAACUCUGAUCAACUUGCAGAAAAAGAAGUGGGGGGAAAUUUGGACAGCCAAACGCUCCAAGAACUCAAAGCUCGGAUCAGUGAAGUUACAGAUGAAAUACCUGAAAAACCCGAGGAAGGUGGCUCAGCAAAAGGAAAGUGUAGCUCUGCCGUUUCUUUUUGCACAAGUCGAGAUGACAAGAGUGACAACUGGGACGCAGUUGAGGCCCCCCUUCUGCAGGUGAAGAGUGUGACUGGAACAAGAGAUGAGAAGAAGGAAGAGAUGAGCGGCGAUGUGGUUGGUGGUGAUGGAGCCGAUGAAGGUGCCUCCUGUUCACGCACCCAGCCGGGAGGAUUAAAAUGUGGCUCUGUGGAGCUCCGUGAGGCUGCAGCAACACCCAGUGUCUCAGAGAGGAAGGACAGUCGUGAUUCUGAUGAACCUGCUGCUGGUCCUUCAACUGCUCACGCUGAACACGCUCAGACCCUGGACACUGCUGACUCAUUUGGACGUGGAUGCUUAGAUUAUGUGUCGGACUCCCAGCUGAACACCAUAGUUCUGAUUGAGGAUGAGAUGAUGUGGAAAGACGAAGGUCCGGAUUCCUCAGACCGUCAUGAAGAUGCUACAGACCUGAUCUGUGGACUCACCAGAGAACUCGCUUCUCUAAAUCGGAAAGUCAUGGCCACUUAUCGAGAGCUGCAGAGCCUCCGGCGUAGCAGUAAAACUUCAAGGAGCGCCACACGUUGAGAUAGUUCCUUCCAUCCUAAUUUCACUGCUGCCUCAAUGGUUCAUUGGAAGACACAUUUUAAAUUGUUUUUUUAUUGUUCUGGUGUCAU
Molecule: messenger RNA, 1974 nt
Organism: Archocentrus centrarchus (flier cichlid)
Lineage: Eukaryota; Metazoa; Chordata; Actinopteri; Cichliformes; Cichlidae
Exons: 8
Coding region: 152-1885 (577 amino acids)
Biological process (GO): double-strand break repair involved in meiotic recombination
Source: RefSeq, a predicted model, not a curated record